Messenger RNA from Thermochaetoides thermophila DSM 1495, 1503 nucleotides. RefSeq lists its product as uncharacterized. The coding region runs from base 1 to 1503 and encodes 500 amino acids. The transcript is spliced from 9 exons. Lineage: Eukaryota; Fungi; Ascomycota; Sordariomycetes; Sordariales; Chaetomiaceae. The record is from RefSeq and is a predicted model, not a curated record.
AUGUCAUCAAAUCUGGACGACGUGAAGCAGGCCCUGAAGGCUAUUUCCGAGCAGACGGCCCAGGUGUUGUCUGCUGUUUCUGCUAUUUCACAGCGUGUUGAGAAGCUAGAGAAGGCCCAAGAAGAAAACCACCGGCAACAGCAGCCAAACGGCACCAGGGCCAACGCAGAUGUUGAGAAGCGUGCCGCUACCCCUCUUGCCGGUGGCUUCACGCCGUCCUCGUCAACAGUGAUGCCCGCGGAGGCCGGUACCCAGUCACCGCCGCCAUCAUCGGUCAAGUCAGGCUUCUCAACUCGUGUUGUCCUUACCACUUAUCCUAAGCAGAUCGGUAUCAACCCUAUUCCGCUGAACUGGGGUGCUGCCGACCCUCAUGAGCGUGGCCCUGUCACCGUUCUCAGGUCGCCUUCCACGAUCGGCAGGCGAAAUGCUAUUGGUGCCCAUGCUGGCUCUUAUUCCAUCUAUUAUGCUCUAGCCCUCGCCAGCAGGGAGCUCAAGGCCGAUCACAGGCCAGAUUUCACGAACACCGAACCUGCUGUAAAUAUCGGUCCUUUUCCUCAAUGGGGCGAUCCAAAAAAGAUCGUAGCCAUGGACCCCUGGGGCCAUUUAGUCCCCUGGAUUUUCAAAGAUAAGAUUGAGAAGGAAGGAGUGGACCUACGUCCGACCAUUGCCAUCACCAAGGCUCACAUGAAGCUGCCUGAACUUGAGGACAGCGUCAAGAGCGGGCGUUUGGUUCCUGACGGCAAAGUCUGCCUCAACAACGAGGGCGAGCUCAAUGUCACCAAGAUCGCGGUCGAGCCUGUCUGGUAUCUGCCGGGAGUUGCUGAGCGGUUCGGUAUCGAUGAAGGAACGCUGCGGAGGUCCCUUUUUGAGUACACGGGCGGCAUGUAUCCUGAGUUGAUCACUCGCCCUGAUAUGAAGGUUUUCCUGCCUCCUAUUGGUGGCUUGACGGUGUACAUCUUCGGUGACCCGGCUAGGGUUUCCGAUCCUUCGAAGAGGCUUGCACUGCGCAUUCAUGACGAGUGCAAUGGCAGCGACGUCUUCUGCUCUGAUAUUUGUACCUGCCGACCGUAUCUCAUCUUCGGUAUCGAGGAGGCUGUGAAGGAGGCACAAAAUGGCGGCAGCGGCGUCGUCAUCUACUUCCGGAAGGAGGUUGUGUACAACGCCCGCAAACGCGGCCAGGAUCGUGCCUCGGACUACUUCAAGAGAACCGAGAACAUUGCCGGCGUCAAGGAUAUGCGGUUCCAGGCCUUGAUGCCCGAUAUCCUACAUUGGCUGGGCAUCACAAAAAUUGACAGGAUGCUCAGUAUGAGCAACAUGAAACACGACGCCAUUGUUGGGCAAGGCAUUCCCAUUUACGAACGGGUUGAGUUGCCUGAACACAUGAUCCCGGCCGACUCAAGAGUCGAGAUUGAUGCCAAAAUCAAUGCCGGCUACUUUACGACUGGUCACCGGAUGACUGAAGAGGAGUUGAAGUCGGUACAAGGUCGCAUUUGGGAAGAGUAA